Messenger RNA from Olea europaea var. sylvestris, 1535 nucleotides. RefSeq names its product MLO-like protein 5. Gene Ontology annotation, cellular component: membrane. Gene Ontology annotation, biological process: defense response. Lineage: Eukaryota; Viridiplantae; Streptophyta; Magnoliopsida; Lamiales; Oleaceae. Bases 18 to 1346 code for a protein of 442 amino acids. The transcript has 12 exons. The record is from RefSeq and is a predicted model, not a curated record.
UCACGGUUUCAGAGCUUAUGGUUCUAGGCUUCAUUUCCCUACUUUUGACCUUUGGUCAGAACUACAUUGCCGAAGUCUGUAUUCCCGAACAUAUUGGAGACACUAUGUUGCCAUGCCCCAAGCAAGGACAUUCUAAAGAACCACCUGCACAUAAGAGUGAGUCACAUAGAAGGCUCUUAUGGUAUGAGCAUAGAAUUUUGGCAGCAGAUAGUUCAGCCAAAGAAUGCAAGAAAGGAUAUGUGCCACUUAUAUCCAUCAAUGGACUGCAUCAACUACACAUCUUCAUAUUCUUUUUGGCCAUAUUCCAUGUCAUUUAUAGUGCAAUAACAAUGAUGCUGGGAAGAUUGAAGAUUCGUGGAUGGAAACAUUGGGAAAGAGAAUUUGCUAAUGACUAUGAAAUAUCAAACGAUCCUUCUAGAUUCAGACUUACACAUCAGACAUCUUUUGUGAGAGACCAUGCCAGUUUCUGGACGAGAAACCCUGUCCUGUUCUACAUUGUUUGCUUUUUCCGGCAAUUCUUUAGGUCUGUUACUAAAGCUGACUACUUGGCAAUGCGACAUGGGUUCAUCUCAGUUCAUUUAGCCCCUGGAAGAAAGUUUAAUUUUCAGAAAUACAUCAAAAGGUCAUUGGAAGACGACUUUAAAGUUGUUGUAGGAAUCCCUCCAGUGCUCUGGUUUUCUGCAGUGCUCUAUCUGCUUCUCAAUGUUUCUGGAUGGCAAACUAUGUUUUGGCUGUCAAUAAUGCCCCUAAUAAUAAUGUUAGCAGUUGGUUCAAAGCUCCAAGCAAUCAUAACUCAAAUGGCUGUUGAAAUCCAAGAAAGACACGCUGUUGUUCAAGGCAUACCUCUUGUCCAAGUCUCCGACAGGCAUUUUUGGUUUAGCUGGCCUAAAUUAGUUCUUCAUCUUAUCCAUUUCACGCUCUUUCAGAAUGCAUUUGAUAUAACAUAUUUCAUCUGGAUAUCGUAUGAAUUUGGGCUGUAUUCUUGCUUCCAUGACAGCAUACUUUUGGCCGUGCUUAGAGUUGGUCUCGGGCUAGGAGUCCAGUUUUUAUGCAGUUAUAUUACGCUUCCACUUUAUGCACUCGUGACACAGAUGGGAUCAAACAUGAAAAAGAGUAUUUUUGAUGAACAUACUUCCAAGGCAUUAAAGAGCUGGCAUAAGCAUGCAAAGAAGAAGAAAGAGCGUCCUCCAACCCAAACAUUAGGAGGGAGCCCAAGAGAUUCAGUAAACGCUUAUUUUCAUCCCAAUGGUGGGGACGACGCUCGAUCAAGUAUUGAGAUGAUAGAUGCAGAAGCACUUUCUUCUAGAACGACGGCCAACAUCACUGCCAGUGUAGACAUUCCGUGAGAAAAUCAUGAUAGUAAUCAAUCUGCGAAUACAGAUCUGCUAACAGGCCGGUGAUCAGGGGUGCAAAGUGUAUAGAACAUAUUAACUCUGAAAGCUCGAAAUAUAGACGUAAGACCAAAAUAUGACUUAUUAUGAGUGCUUAAAAGUUAUUUUUAUUUUCGAUCCAAAAAAAAAGUUUUUUUUAUUUAA